CGUUCUUGAUCGGCCGGGAUUACGGGAGCAGUUACGGCGGGGGAUAUGGCUAUGGAAAUUAUCCAGGAGGCAUUUACAACUAUAACCGUGGCUACGCUCCAAAUUCCAUCUACCGAGGAUAUUCGUCCGGGAUAAAUGGAAUCCUGGGGGGCGGCAAUGCUGGAUAUGGAUACGGUUCGGGCUACGGUGGCUAUGGAUCUGGGUACGGUGGUUACGGAUAUGGAACCAGUGGUUAUGGAUAUGGAAGUGGACUCUCGGGGUACGGAGGGUAUGGAGGGUACGGAGGGUAUGGAAGCGGUUUAGGCUAUGGAUAUGAUGAUGGGCUUCUAGGAGGAAGAGGGUACAAUCGCUGGAGUGGAUUGGACAGCUACGGAUACUCCGGACUCGGAGGCUAUGGGGGUUAUUCUGGUUAUGGUGGAUAUGGCAGUUACCCAUAUGCCAGCAGAGGCAGCGGCUUCUAUGGAGGAUCGCCCUCUGGGUACAGAGGGUACUCAUAAAGCGACUCAUGAACUAUCCAUCAUUCAUAUUCUUUAUUUGACGUACAAGUCGUACGCGUCCCAUAAAAUUAUUCUAAACAACUGAAAUUUUCAAUACUUUUUACAAAUACAUUGUUAUUAAAACUAUCUUCUGCUGUUUAUAUCGUAGGAGACAAUCAUGAACACCCGUUAUCAUACAUAGCACGUAUUAAUGUUAACGUUAAUAUAUACAAUUAUAUAAUUUACUUGCAGCACUGCGAAUCUCGAAGAUCCCCAGUUACCGUUAUCUUAAUAAUCUCAGAGUAAUGAAUCAUGGUAACUAACAUCUAGGUAAAUCUACGUAAAAGGAGAACGGACACAAUGUGCUAAGAAGAAAAAUCCAUUUCUAGGGCCGAGUUCGGUCUUGCGAUGAGAAUUCAUUGUUUCCCCAAAACACGUGAUAAAAUUUAAUAGAAAACGUUGGUUCUAUUAAAUUUAAUAAAAACUUAGAAAACAUGUAUUUCUCUCUGAGCGCACGAUUAUAAAAAUCUACUUUCGAAGUUGAAUGGAUCGUCAGUCGGUAUUAGCCCUAAACCUAAGAUUACGAGUUCUCCUGAAUCACCGAAAUGAGCAAGUGAUGUAACAAAGCUGAUGGUAGAGGAAGGGAGGAUAAUGGUUGUACUCAGCAGCACGACGACUAAAGUACCACAUUGAUUUCUGUCGACCAGCCAGCAGUCGAAGUUUAAUCCAAUUCACUUACGAUUGCGCUUGCUCCGUACACUGAGUACAAGUCUCCGUUUCCACUUCUAACGGUAUUGG
Messenger RNA from Fopius arisanus, 1274 nucleotides. Its product is annotated as keratin-associated protein 19-2. The record is from RefSeq and is a predicted model, not a curated record. NCBI's taxonomy places the organism in Eukaryota, Metazoa, Arthropoda, Insecta, Hymenoptera, Braconidae.